Molecule: messenger RNA, 1006 nt
Organism: Manihot esculenta (cassava)
Lineage: Eukaryota; Viridiplantae; Streptophyta; Magnoliopsida; Malpighiales; Euphorbiaceae
Product: agamous-like MADS-box protein AGL12
Exons: 7
Coding region: 286-891 (201 amino acids)
Biological process (GO): positive regulation of transcription by RNA polymerase II
Cellular component (GO): nucleus
Molecular function (GO): RNA polymerase II cis-regulatory region sequence-specific DNA binding; protein dimerization activity; DNA-binding transcription factor activity, RNA polymerase II-specific
Source: RefSeq, a predicted model, not a curated record
AAAAGCAGCUACAGGCUCCACCUUUAUUCUCAGGGCUAGCUGGGAAGCAAGGGGUGGAUGACAAAGAAUCUGCACAAAGUACCAUAUAUAAAUCUUAGAAGCUCUGCAAGCAGAGAAGCAAUCUUUGCGCAGCUUCUUGAGAGAUCAGGGUGGAUUUGCAGCAACCUCGAAGCUAGUUCAAACUAGUGGGAGGUUGUUUGCAGGAAGAGAAAAAUUUCUAGUUAGUAAAGUUAGUGAGAGAGGUUAAAGAAUACCAAGAAAUUUUCAGUUGAAUAUUGCUGAGAAAUGGCUCGAGGAAAGGUUCAGAUGAAACGCAUAGAGAAUCCAGUGCAUAGGCAGGUGACCUUCUGCAAGCGCCGAGCUGGGUUCCUUAAGAAGGCUAAGGAGCUGUCUGUGCUGUGUGAUGCUGAAAUUGGAGUUUUCAUUUUCUCCACCCAUGGAAAGCUCUAUGAACUGGCCACCAAUGGAAGCAUGCAAGGGCUCAUUGAGAAGUACCUGAAUGCCACCGGUGGUUCUCUGCAGCCUGACCUUCCCAACCAGACACACCCUCUUGAUGCAAAAGAGGAGAUCAUGAUGUUGAAGAAAGAGAUUGAGAUACUCCAAAAAGGAUUAAGCUACUUGCUUGGUGGGAGAUAUGCAGAGAUGUCAAUUGAUGAAUUACUGAUGCUUGAAAGAAAUCUUGAAAUUUGGAUUUGCCACAUUCGCUCAACAAAGAUGGAGAUAAUGUCUAAAGAGAUCCAGCUGCUGAGGAAUAAGGAAGGAAUAUUGAAAGAUGCAAAUCAAUAUCUCCAAGAUAAGAUAGAGGAGACUGUUGAGCUAAGCAAGUUUGCAGCAAUGACCACUAAUUCUCCAUAUCCACUAACUAUACAGAAUGAAAUAUUUCAGUUUUAGUAUUUCUGAGAUGCUUUUGCCUCUCAGACAUAAUAAUAUUGUUGUCCUUCAACAAAUUAUUAUUACUCACUGCUUUAAUAUUUACUAUUAAUAAUUUCAUUUGAUAUUUCCCUUU